AUGAGCAAACCUUUUCAAGCAUUUUCCUUUAAGCCUAAUAACUUAUAUCAACAAAACAGGCUAUUACCCCCAACCUCAUGCAGAACCCCAAGCACAUGCUCACGAUCUGAAAAGAAUAGCAGCAAAGACAAGGGUUUAAAAGACUAUGGUGAAGUAAUUUUGCAAGCAAAAUCAUUUAUAAACUUGGUAUCUCAUAGGCAAAAACUUCGAGAUUUGCUUAAGAAAACUAAGAGAGACUCGAAAUCUCCAAGUUUAUUUUUAUUAAAGCCAAGUUCAGAUAUGAACGAAUUCCCAGAAAUUAAGAAGAGCAAAAGGAGCACAAAAUCAAUAAGUGUUUUAGCAAAAAAUAAAUGUAAAUUGGUAUAUGAAAAUAAAAGGAGCUCAGAAGAAUACCAGAAAGGCGGGAUUUCGUGAAUUCACUAUAAGCCAAUUGUUAUAAAUGAAAGCCCAGCAUUUAGAGCAAAAAGUUGCAAUAAUGAAUCCCCAAAGAAAGAGGAAAAAAUAAGAAACCUGAUUUUAUCUGAAGAAAAUUCUACAAAAAAUUCCUAUAUAUUAUCUAAAGUAAAAGCAAUAUCAGGAAAUGAAAAUAAAAAGCUAAUCUCAAAAAAUAAACGGCACAGAGAAAGAGUAAAAACAGAAGUUUCAGAGAAUAAUGAUGCAGAAGAAAAUGAAUAUAUAAAAUCUUUGCUGAUUCCCACUUAUUCCAAAUAUGAAUGUGAGCCCGCUGAAGAUGACAGCCCUACCUUGGAAUUUCAGCCCAGGUAUUAA
Molecule: messenger RNA, 768 nt
Organism: Blepharisma stoltei
Lineage: Eukaryota; Ciliophora; Heterotrichea; Heterotrichida; Blepharismidae
Source: the annotation of a GenBank genome assembly